AUGCAAGAAUUAUACAAAGCUGGCAUCAAGGAUACGCGUCUGAAAGCACCUACGGUGAAGCGAUGGAAUGAUGUGAGUGAGCGCCGACGACGUUUGAUUGAGCAGGCUUGUACUACUGGUAACCGACAAUCAGUCGCAGAACACCUUACAAAGUCAUCCGUUUCGCGAACACGGCGCAACACACAUGGUCGUCGUGGAACGGUUCUCUCUGUUCUGCAUGUAGCCCAAGGCAUUGAUGCUCUAAGCUACCAAUCGUCCGAAGGUGGUGGACAUUCAAUGGCGAGUUCAUUAAUCAGCGGAAAAUCUUCUCGACCGAGAAGCAUGGUUUUUGAAAGCAUGCGUUCAUCGAACGAGGUGGAAAUAGGACAAGAAGUCGGUGUAGAGUCGGCACUUCCUGUACCGGAUACCGACCCUGUCUUCCCAUCUCCUAAAGGUCUGACACAGGAUGUCACCCCGAUUGCAUCUGGCAAAUAUAAUAACCAUUCACCUGCGGAAUCUGGCUCACGGUACAGUGCUUCCUAUCAUCACGUCAGAUCGAAAUCCAAGACAACCGUCCCUUCACAAAGUCCGAUUCGUUUCGGAAUCCAACAGAUGCCGGACUCCGGGGAGAAAUAUGUCCUGAUCACGGACCGAUUCAGUCCAACCACUCUGUCCAACGCGUGCUCACUGAAUGAGCUGUCCACUGGGAGUGCUUCCAGAGUUACUAGAGCACUUUCAAACGAUCUCCGUCAUCCGAAAAGCAAAGCGCCUGAGGACCAUCGUGGUUUUAGUCUUGCCCCACCCCUGUCCACCCCAGCUCUCUCGACCAAGGAGCACAGUCCUGGUCCCACAUCUUUACCGCCUCGUUCACACACCGCCAGUCCUCGUGUGUCAGUAGCUCCACAACGUCCCGAGCAAUCUCCCGUGGUACAUCAUCUACAAAACGCCUUGUUGGAAAAUCAAGCAUUGAUCGACUCAUUAACCAGUGAUGAUCGAAUGGAUGUCUCUUCGGAUUUCGGUUCACAUGACUUGGUGCAUUCCAACAAAGACUUUUAUCAGCUCACUUCUCAGUCCGAAGAAGAUUUCGUCAGUGACUCCGAUCCGGCAGAGACAGAUCCCGGUGCGUGUCCUUCAACUGCGCGUGCAGACAGCACGACACGCAAAUCGGUCACGGGUGUUUCGGCCACCAAAUCCAAACACACGGUAUCCAUUCAACCGAUCUCGUCUGCGCCCUCGCACAGGACUCCAUCGAGCACUGUGACCGCAAUCAUGCCUGGAGACGUUACUACUUCCGGUGACCUGUGA
Echinostoma caproni is the source of this 1284-nucleotide messenger RNA. The record is from the annotation of a GenBank genome assembly. NCBI's taxonomy places the organism in Eukaryota, Metazoa, Platyhelminthes, Trematoda, Plagiorchiida, Echinostomatidae.